Molecule: messenger RNA, 1324 nt
Organism: Lactuca virosa
Lineage: Eukaryota; Viridiplantae; Streptophyta; Magnoliopsida; Asterales; Asteraceae
Source: the annotation of a GenBank genome assembly
CGAUUUUUGAUCAAUAUUCAAUAGGUAUGUGCACGCAAGUAUGUAUUGCAACAGCAUUAUGCAAAUUCACAGAAGAAACUCACCUGAAAGAGAAGCUUGAAUUGACUAAUGGCAUCACAGCGAGAACUUUUUCAUGUUUCAGGACCUCUCCACCUGCUAAAUUCUUUCGAUUGGAGAAACACGUUUCAUCGAAGAUCCCUUGCUGCAAGCCUUGUUCAAGGGGGUUACAUUCUGGAAAGGGAUCGUCAACGUGGAAGCAUUCAACAGGAUGCUAAUGCACCUCCAUGGUGGGAACAAUUUCACUUUCAGUUGAAUCACGUUCUAGUAGACGAUAGUGAUUUAUCCUACUAUGGGGCAAUUUUCGAGCUCAAAUAUGCCCUUCCAUUCUUCUAUCAAUCAAAUCCUCACCCUCCGAGAUAUGUGAUAGCGUUUCGGGGAACAAUUACCAGAUCUGUAACAAGAUCUGACGAUAUGAAACUAAACAUCAAGUGUAUUUUUGAUAAACUCGAAGAAAGCUCACGAUUUCGUAAAGCUUUUGAAGCCGUUUGGAACACGGUAAUGGCGGUGGGGCCAACAAACGUCUGGUUAGCCGGACAUUCGUUAGGUGCGUCUAUGGCAUUGUUGGCAGGGAGGAACAUGGCGAAGUCUCGAUAUCAACUCGAAACUUAUCUCUUCAAUCCGCCCUUUAUCUCGGUUCCAAUCGAGAAGAUGAUAAAAAACCAAACGUUGAAACAUGGCGUCCGUAUCGCCGGUAGUCUAUUAACGGCCGGAAUUGCGACGGCGAUGAACCGUCACCGUAAAGAUCCAGAAGAAGAUCCGUUUGUUGUGUUGUCUGAAUGGACUCCGUAUAUGUUUGCGAAUCCAUCAGAUCCGAUCUGUGCGGAAUACAUUGGGUAUUUUGAACAUAGGGAGAAGAUGGAGAGGAUCGGAGUCGGAAAAAUCGAGAGGAUCGCGACGAGAUAUUCGAUCGGAAGUCUGGUUUCUGGUGCAAUGGGGAGGGAUUCGGAACCCUUACAUCUGCUACCGACGGCUUAUAUGACGGUGAAUAUUAGUCCAUCGGAGAAUUUCAAACAAGCUCAUGGAAUUCAUCAAUGGUGGCAACAACAUUUUCAAUGGCAAUCGAAGCUAUACAAAUUUAAGUAGCGAUUUCUUCAUCGCUCGAUUGCGAGAUCUAAAACGGAAUUAAUUGAUUUUUCCUUUGAGGGACUUGAAGUUUUUUCGACAAUUUAUGUGUUAUGUUUCUUCAAAUAUGACUGCUAAUAAAUGCCCUUUUGCAUGAAGGGUAAAACUGUAAAUCCAUGUGACAAAUUAAACAGAUCUGGUG